Messenger RNA from Choloepus didactylus (southern two-toed sloth), 2784 nucleotides. RefSeq names its product BTG anti-proliferation factor 2 (gene BTG2). The record is from RefSeq and is a predicted model, not a curated record. The transcript has 2 exons. Gene Ontology annotation, biological process: negative regulation of mitotic cell cycle; negative regulation of cell population proliferation. NCBI's taxonomy places the organism in Eukaryota, Metazoa, Chordata, Mammalia, Pilosa, Megalonychidae. The coding region runs from base 143 to 631 and encodes 162 amino acids. Gene Ontology annotation, cellular component: cytoplasm; nucleus.
GGAAAGUCCGGGCAGAGCCGGAGCAGCGGCGGGGCGAGCGGGUCCUUCUGCGCGGUGCGUCCGAACCCUUCCACCUAGCCGCGCGUCCCAACCGGAGCUCUCGCACUGCGCCACACCGCCCGUGCCCCCUGAGUCGCCGGACAUGAGCCAGGCCUGCUGGACCGGGAAGAGAACCGAUAUGCUGCCGGAGAUUGCCGCCGCGGUGGGCUUCCUCUCUAGCCUCCUGAGGACCCGAGGCUGCGUGAGCGAGCAAAGACUUAAGGUUUUCAGCGGGGCUCUCCAGGAGGCACUAACAGAGCACUACAAACACCACUGGUUUCCUGAAAAGCCGUCCAAGGGCUCUGGCUACCGCUGCAUCCGCAUCAACCACAAGAUGGACCCCAUUAUCAGCAAGGUGGCCAGCCAGAUUGGACUCAGCCAGCCCCAGCUGCACCAGCUGCUCCCCAGUGAGCUGACCCUGUGGGUGGACCCCUAUGAGGUGUCUUACCGCAUCGGGGAGGAUGGUUCCAUCUGUGUCCUGUACGAGGAGGCCCCGGUAGCCGCCUCCUAUGGGCUUCUCACCUGCAAGAACCAAAUGAUGCUGGGCAGGAGCAGCCCCUCGAAGAACUACGUGAUGGCGGUCUCCAGUUAGAUCCCCCUUGCCCCCACCUCGGCACUCUACUGUGCUCAUUCUGCUGUGACAACAGGCCGCUGCAUACCUCAACCUGGGGAACUGUAUUUUUAAAUGAAGAGCUAUUUAUAUAUGUAAUUUUUUUUUUUAAGAAAAGAGAAAAAAAACCAAAAGAUUUUUUUAAGAAAAAAGUCCUUAAAGGGAGCUGCUUCGAAGUGGCCUCCCCAGGUGCCUUUGGAGAGAACUGUCAUGCACUUGAGUCUGGGAGCCAGUGUGUGCCUAUGGGAGGGGGAAUGGUUGGGGGUGGGCCUGGCCCAAAUGAGAUGAGAGAAACUUGGCCAGCACCCCAAGAAGAUGAGAGAGAGAGUAACCAAGGUUAGCAACUGUGAAUGAGAAAGGUCAGGAUAUGCCUUGGUGCAGGAAGAGAGGCUCAGUUCAAACCUCUCCCUCUCCCAACCUGGACACCUGCAUCCCUGAGCCUGCUCUUACUCAGGAGCAUUCAAGCCUGGACUUAGCUAAUACUAUAUUGCCUAUUUUUCUUUUCUUUUUCUGAUGAGAUCCUGGGCAGAGAGUGAAAAGACCUCUCCUUAUUUCUUCUGUUCUAAGCAACUUUUCUUGAAACCAUGGCUUGUUUCUCCUUCUAACCUCAGGGGCCUGCAGAUGUUGCUCCCCAGCCAUCAGUCUAAAGCCUUUUGUUUUGGGGUUUGGGGGAGUAAGGCAGAGGUUGGAGUUCUUUUGGGGGUGGGAUGGAAGGGAACUUUGCUUUGCUAUAUGCUGCUCUGUGUGUAUGUGUGGCAAAUAAUUUGGGGGGUGAUUUGCAAUGCAAUUUUGGGAUCCAAAGAGUAUCCACUGGAGAUGUUUGUUGGCCAAAGCCCUUUUUGGAACCAUACAAAAGUCCUGAUGUUGCUGCUAUUAUCCCUUUGAGAGGUGACUCAAAAGCUACAGGGAACUUUAGGUCCUUUAUUACUGCCUUCUUUUCAAAAGCACAACACUUCUUACCUCCUCUAAGCCUUUCUUUUUCCUUUCCCCUUCUGGUUUGGUCAUGGAGCUACCCUCUUUUCUGGGAUGAGAGUUCUCAGUCAGUGUGCAAUAUGGCCUUCUGGAUCCCAGGAGAGUCUGGAGGAGAACUGGCUCUGAGAACCUCCUCCUGGUGCCCUGGUGGACUUUGGGAACCAUCUCUCUCACUAUCCUUGGGAUUACGGCUGGCUGAUCUGCCCUGCAUGUACUCUUUGGCUAAGUGGGAGAGUGCCCCAAAUUCUGCAGGACUCCCUGGUAUUCCUGUAGGGCUGACACUAAAAGCCAAACCUGGGGCAUUGUUUUAUCUACCUGGUGCUCAGAGCGCCUGUGAUAGAGGUUGCUGUCUUUCCCAGUACCAUCCCAAUUUUUCUGUAGACUUGUGCAAUAUUUACUGUUCUGGGUUGGAGAAAAAUGGUAAGUUACACUGGGAAGAAGUCCUCUUCCUGCAGUUUCUCAGUGAUGUCGAAGAGGGGUUCUCAGAAGGCCUUGAGUUUCCCAAACCUAAUCACCUUAAGAAGGAUGUAGCUAGAGCAUCCGGUCAACUUGACUAUCCUGCCGUUGGCCCUUAGUGAGGAAGCUUCCCCCCCUCACCUCCAGGCUCCCCUUCCCACUGCCAGGCCCCAUUCUUGGGUUUCUUUACCAAUUCUGACUCAAAAAGGUGCUAUUUACUAAACACUCUCCUUCCCCAUUCCUGCCAGUUAUGCCUCCUGUUCAACUCUCCAGAUUCUGUGAUGCCUUCCCAAACCCUGCUUCCAGUUUUUAUUGCUUUAAAGUUAAUUUCGGGCCCCCAGGUCUGAGAGCUCAUUUUCUGGCCUGUGGGUUGAAACAAAGCUGUGAAUCACUGCAGAUUGUGUUCUUGCCUCUUGUCUGCAAACAGGUCCCUGCUUUUUUAGAAGCAGUCUCACGGUCUCAUGCUUAAUCUUUUCUCUCUUCUCUUCUUUUUGAUGUUCACUUUAAAAACCCCAGAGCUGGACUGUUGAGCAGGCCUGUCUCUCCUAUUAAGUAAAAAUAAAUAAUGGUAGUGUGUUUGUAAGCUAUUCUGACAGAAAGGAAAAAGGUUACUAAUUGUAAAAUAGUGUUUUUAUAUGGAAGUAUGUACAGCUUUAUGGACAAGUGUACUUUUUUUUUGUUACUUUAAUAAAAAUGUAGCAGAUGAA